UGGUGACUUGGAUGCAGAUGGAAUAAUUCCAUCUCUUUUAAAUGUAUAAAGCGGAAGUACAGCCAAAAGAGCUUUGGACGUGAUGACGUUUGGGCAAAAACAGUGACUGUCCCAAAUUUUGUACCGCCCAGAAUUAGGCACCUUACGAGCUAUAGCGUGUAGGAUAUGGAAUUGCGGUGGUGGGCUGUGGUCUUGUGGCCAACGAUUUUGCUUAGAGCUUAGCUCGCAGACGCGUCAAAGACCGCACACGCGCAUCGCUAGCGUUGAUGCGGCUAUAGCAUUAAGGCUUGCCCAUAUGAGCCAAGGUUCGGCCUUCAAGUUUAGUUGACUAGACUGCAUGCUUUGUGGACGUCGCUCGGUUUCAACGACGUUUGUACUCAACUUAGUUGAACAGCGGAACACCAAUCUGAACCCUUGUCUCCAGCUGCAAGAUGAACAGCGUUAAUAAAAGAACUCAAGGAGCUUUCGCAACAGAAGGGAGCCAGCCGACCCUACUAUACCUGCGCAAAGGCCUGCCGCGGCGAUUCUUCUGCUACCUCAGUUGGAGCAUAAUCAGCGAUCCUGUGCUGGACCCUUCGGACGAUAGGGGCCGCCCAGCGGACCGUGCUGCUUUCGAGACAUGCUCGCGGCACAAUCGCGCAACAGGUCCACCCAAUUUGUCAACUGUUACGCGGUACAAGGCUGAAAUUGACGCCUGGCUGGCGGUAAACGCCACCGUGGUCCCGGCCAAGACAUCCCCUGCCGAGCCGUCUACGCAGCCUAAAUGGUGGUCUUGUUGGAAGGCCCUAGAGGUGCCGCCCGUGGCUUCCAGCCCACCCUGCUGGGUUCCGCAGCCUGGUCAGGAGGCCCCAGAGCUGUCCCAGCGGCACAUAACCGCGGCUGCCGUACCUGCGGAGCACUUCUGCCCCCUGGCCCGUUGCGUGAUGCGUGAGCCGGUGCGGGACUGGCGGGACCCCGAGCACGUGUACGAGCGGUCCGCCAUCACCGCCUUUGUACGGCAGCACGGGUGCAACCCGGUCACCGGCCAGCCCAUGUGCCUGGACCACCUACGCCGAGACGCCUUUGAGGAGGAUGCCAUACGCGACUGGGUUGCAGAAAACACAACAACAACUUCCUUCUCGGGCGGGGGCAGAGGGGACAGCGGCAGCGGAGACGGGCAGGCAGCAGCGGGGCAGGGGCGGGCGGGCCAGCAGCCAGCAGCGGCCGUGCUAGCCACGGCAGCAGCGGCAGCAGCCGGUGGCGGUGCGGGACCCUCCGUGCCAGUGACUGCAGCGGCCCUUACUGGGGCGGCGGGCGGGGACGGGGGUGGCAACAUGGCCCUCCCACGUGCGGGCGGGAGCGCGGCCGCUGCUGCUCCUGGAGCUGCUGCUGUUACGGGUGACGCGUCCAUUCCCUUGACCCCCUCCCGCAAGUGCGAGGACCCGCUGCAUCCCCCGCUGGUGGGCCCCUCCUACUCGCUGAGCCUGUCCAAGCGCCGCGCCAGGAAGUGGUUCGGGGAGGGCUGCGAGGGUCGCACGCUGCGAGUGCGGGUGGUGUUGGACGAGCAGCUGCAUCCCGGCGAGCACUCCGUGCAGCUGUGCUUCAUGUGGCCCGAGAAGCGCUUCCACCUGGCGCAGCUGAGCCGGGUGGCGGAGGGCUGCCACCACCUGGGUUGGAGCUGUGUGGCGGGUGGGGUGCUGGUGCUGUACCUGAGGUCGCCCGGGGAGCAGCUACGCAGGGUGGGGGAGGGGGCGGCAGUGCGAGAGGGGAGGAAAAGGCCGCUGCAGAGGGGGCAGGGCGAUGCGGCUGUGGAUGCAACGGCCAGAGGUUUGAAAGCAGCAGGCGCUGCGGCUGCAAGUUUGCAUGGUGCGAUAGGGGGCCAGCAGCAGCAGCAGGGUGUCAGGGGGCUAGGUGGCGACCAGCAGCAGCAGCCAGCUGCGGUGGCCCCACCCCAGCCUGCUCCAGCCGUUGCAGCGGGCGGCAGUGGUCAGGGAGGUGCGGGGGGCAGCGGCGGUGCUGCAGCGGGCAUGGUGCAUGGCGGCGGUCCCACCACUGGAGGCAUGCCCAGCAGCGGUGGUGGGCUUGGCGGCGGCAAUGCCUGCGCACGUCCUGAGGAUGCUGGGGCAGGAGCAGCAGGCAGCGGAGUGGCAGCAGCUGCUGCUGCUGCGCUGGGGACUAGCGGUAGCCACGGAGGUGCAGGCGGCAGCGGUGUCAGGGACCAGGGCGCUGCGGGUGCUGCGGGUGCGGGUGCGCCUGCUGGCUCCUCGGACAUCCUACUGGACCCCAUGCACCCCUGCAGGAAUCCCCUGCGGCCGCCGCUUAUCAAGGGAGUAAGCUGGUUGCAGUUGUCAUCAAAACGAACCGAGGAGUGGUUCGGCUCUGAUGCCGCAUCCAAGGACAUUCGGACGAAGGUGGUGCUAGACGGUCAGGUGCAGCCUUGGGAGUGCACGACCAGGCUCAAGCACUAUCCGUCGCAACAAGUAUACAAGGUGCAAGGUUUGGGCUGUGUAGUGGGCACUUACCUCCUGGGCUGGAGCCGCAUCCGGGGCGGUGUGUUAGUUGCGCACCUGCGCUCGCCUGGACUGUCAGCGCAUGCAGAAGCAGCACCCGGUGUGGGUAGUGGCAAUGGCGGGGCCGCUGCUGGCGGCGCAACCGCUGCUGCAGGCCAGGACACGGCCAACAGGGUGACAGGUAUAUCGCAGGGCUACCGGGAGAGGCUGUUCCGCCGCGGCAGCCUGCUCAUUCACGCUGACCAUGCCCGCCAGUGGUUUGGUGACGCCACCUGCAGGACCGACGUCCCCGUCGUGGUUGAGAUGGACGGGCGGGUGCUGGCGCAGACGUUCAAGGUGAGGGCGAGGUUGGCCUUGCGCGGCUACUUCAGAAUCGCUGGCACCGAGCUGCACAGGGCCGCGGCCGGCAAGUGGUUCCUGGGCUGGUCGCGCCCCUCCCCUGGCGGCCCGCUGCACCUGCUGCUGAGGACAGCCACGCAGCAGGAGGUGGCGGUGGCGGAGCGCUUGCGGCACAAGAAGCGGUCGAAGAAGCGGCGUUCGGGUGCACAGCUGCGAGCCAACGAGGAGGAUUGCGAGGAGGAGCACAGCGCAGGGGACAAUGUUGAGGAGGAGGAGGAGGAGGGCGAGAAGGACAACGCGGACGGCAGGGACGGCGGUUCUGAUGUCGGAGGGGGUUGGGUAGAGGAGGUCACAGGGGAGGAGGAUGCGUCCCGGGAGGGCCACAGGGGCGGCGGGCGGCAGUGCAAGCGGAGCAGGCGGUCUGUGCAGCAGGGGCCCGGCUCUGCUGCCGGCGGUGUGGGCGGGCCGUGAACCUGCACAGUCGGGGUGGUGGGGUGGGGGUACCUUUGGCGCCGUUUGAGGUUGCAGGUGUCAUACACUGCUCGCAGUGUGCGAGUUGUCUGCUGCAAAUAAACCACCUACUGUACUUGGGUGGGUGCUAAUGUGGGACCAGCUACUAAACGCGGCCUUGAAGGAUGUUGCCAACAAGGCAACGGGCAAAACACGCGUAUCGUUGCAGGUUAAUUGCAGUGCAGCAUCCAGCAGGCCUGCUCCCGACCAAGGGCGAAGCGGGCAGGCUCGUCCCCGUGUGCCCGCCAGCGCCCCAACCGGGCUGCAAGGGGGGCCGUCAGCUGUCCUGUGUUGGCGUGUACUGCUGGCAUGAGACGUGGGUAUGGGGGUGUAGAGCGGCGGGAGGCCGCCGCAGUAGGCUUGCCAGGUGGACCGAGGGGACUAGGGCAAGGCUGGUAAAGUUGCAUGUCUGCAGAUGUAUCAUGUUGCGUUGCCUAGUUUCGAACGUUGCGCUGCCUAGUUUGGCGGAUAUGAGCAGCACAUGCUUACCUCUUAUUUGCUUUGCACGCAUGCUGCGUCUAUACAGCACUGCUGCUGAGAUAGCUGCGGUGGGGCACUGCAAAUGUGGGAGGGCACCCCUGCCGUGGUGCGGUGUGCACAUGCUAAUCGUGUCAGGGCCAAUGGCUGUCGCUGUCCUAAGCCCUAACGAACCCUAACCGCUAACAAACCGACGGCAAAUCCACCUAGACGGCAUCCAGACCUGACAAUCGGGCUGCAAUGGGAGGUGUCUACUGCGGGCCGUUCACUUUUGCAGCUGUGGGUCCAGAGACACAUGGAGAGGCCAGAGGCGGUUGCUCUGUGCCCAGAUGGAUGGCAGGGCAGCCGGGUACGUGCACUGGAGGUGGGGCACUUGGACGCACGCCCUGUAACGUCACACAGAUGCGG
This is a messenger RNA of Astrephomene gubernaculifera, 4223 nucleotides long. The record is from the annotation of a GenBank genome assembly. Lineage: Eukaryota; Viridiplantae; Chlorophyta; Chlorophyceae; Chlamydomonadales; Astrephomenaceae.